Castor canadensis (American beaver) is the source of this 930-nucleotide messenger RNA. Its product is annotated as olfactory receptor 4P4-like. Lineage: Eukaryota; Metazoa; Chordata; Mammalia; Rodentia; Castoridae. Gene Ontology annotation, cellular component: membrane. The record is from RefSeq and is a predicted model, not a curated record. Gene Ontology annotation, molecular function: olfactory receptor activity; G protein-coupled receptor activity. Gene Ontology annotation, biological process: G protein-coupled receptor signaling pathway.
AUGGAAAAACAGAAAAAUGUCACAGAAUUUAUUUUCAUGGGACUUUUUGGAAACAAGCAAAUUGAGCUACUGUUCUUUUUCUUCUUCCUGCUGUGUUACCUGGCAGUCUUAAUGGGGAACUUCAUCAUUUUAUUCACAGUCACCUUCAGCCAUCUAAUGGAACAGCCGAUGUACUACUUUCUAUGCCACCUUUCCCUCAUGGAUCUUUGCUACACCUCCACUGUGGUUCCCCGGCUAAUCAGAGACUUAGCUGGAGCAAGUAGAAAGAUUUCUUAUAAUGACUGCAUGACCCAGCUCUUCACUGUUCACUGGUUGGCAGGUGUGGAAAUAUUCAUCUUGGUGUCCAUGGCUUUUGACCGUUAUGUGGCCAUUGUGAAGCCGCUGCACUACAUGAGCAUCGUGAACCGGAAGAGGUGUAACUUGCUGAUUGUCAUGGCCUGGGUACUUGGUUUUUGGCAUUCUGUUGCUUUGCUGCUAGUAGUACUCAAUUUGCCUUUCUGUGGUCCUAGUCAGAUAAAUCACUACAUGUGUGAUGUCAAGCCUCUUUUGAAACUUGUUUGCAAAGAUAUUCAUGCUAUUAGUAUCUUAGCGAUUGCUAAUUCAGGGACGGUAUUAGUCAUAAUUUUUACUAUGCUAGUAGCUUCUUAUAUUCUCAUUUUAUAUAAUCUCAAGAAAAGAUCAUCUGCAGGGCGUCGCAAAGCUCUUUCAACCUGUAGUUCUCACAUAAUGGUAGUAGUUUUAUUUUUUGUGCCCUGUAUUUAUACGUAUAUCCUACCGACCGAUAGUGAGAAUAAGGAUAAGGAAAUCUCUGUGUUCUACACUGUAAUCACCCCCAUGCUAAAUCCUCUCAUCUAUACACUGAGAAACAUGGAAAUGAAAAUUGCUAUGAGGAAGGUAUGGUUAGGAAUGUCACAUUCAGAGUUGAAAUAA